AUGGAUCCUCAUCAGUCGGAUUCUUGUCGAAAGCGCAAAUAUCGAGUCUCCUCAUCGCUGUUGGGACAUCUGGAGGAGGAGUCAUGGGAUUGUACCGUUUGCACCUUCAAGAAUUCUGCUGAAGCCUUCCGUUGUGAGAUGUGUCAAACGCGGAAGGGUACUUCCACUCGUAAACCCAAAUUAAAUCCACAAAUUGUCGAAGAACAGAAUCUUAUUGCUCGAGCCAUUAUUAAAGAACGUCAGGAAGAAUCCGGUGAAACCAAUCGAAGGAGAUAUCAGCGACAUUCUGGUAAUGGAGCUUCUUCUUCGUCUUCUCUAAAAAAUUCCUCUCUUCUUCGUCCAACAUUCCCACGAAAUGCCGUUGAUCGGACUUGUACUCAACAGUUUGAAGUGUUUGCUAAUGGAUUCAGCGUUGUGAUUACCGAAUAUCUUCCAAAAUCUUCCUCUGAUGGUAUUUGCAAAUUUGCUCCAUCCCUUCCGGAUAGUCCUGCGAUUUCAAAUCCUCCAUCAGUAGUUGGCUCAUCAUCUAUUGGAAAUGGUACGACAAAAGUCGAAAAUUCCUACGAAGCACCUCCAUACAGUGACGUUUCUUCCUCGGCUGGAUUUCCUACCGUGAUACCGAAGGGAGAAGGACAGGAGGAAGGAGCAAAAGGCCAAGAAGGCGUCGAUGAAUACGGCAUUUCACCCUCUCCUAGCGUUGAGGCGCCCUCUCUGAUAGAUUCUUUUUCCUCUUCUAUAGCUUCACCAGCUCCCCGUCCACGCAAACGUCGAAAACGUCGACUUCCGUCGUCACAAGGGGGUAACAAAAUAGUCCGUUCCCUGCGCAGCGCUACAUCAAGUAUUAGUCCCCGUGCUGCUUCACGCUCUAGACAUGCUAGCAGAGUAGCUCGUGCCUCUCUCUACCGUGGAAGCAAAAAUAGCACGCCAUCUCCUCGUGUCUAUAAGAGAAGAAAAAUGAUGGGAACGACUACUCCUGUUGAUGAUGAGGCUACUGCAGUCCAUGAAAAUCCCCCUCCAUCCUCUCCACAAGAGAAAUCACCUGAUGUUCUAGUUGAGGAGGUGGAACCCGAAGCCAAUAGUACUUCUCAAACCACUUUAGGAUUACCAGCAACCUCAUCUUAG
This is a messenger RNA of Rodentolepis nana, 1122 nucleotides long. The record is from the annotation of a GenBank genome assembly. NCBI's taxonomy places the organism in Eukaryota, Metazoa, Platyhelminthes, Cestoda, Cyclophyllidea, Hymenolepididae.